Molecule: messenger RNA, 948 nt
Organism: Camellia sinensis
Lineage: Eukaryota; Viridiplantae; Streptophyta; Magnoliopsida; Ericales; Theaceae
Source: RefSeq, a predicted model, not a curated record
AUGGAUUGUUGUUCUGUUGCAGCUCUCAAACUCGCAACCUUAAACGCAAAUAGUAUGUAUACAAAUCACACCACCAAACAAUUCACUACGCUUCCUACCCUGGGUUUUGGUUCUCCAAGACCCGUUGUUCACGGUGUGAAUUUCACUUUCAAUCCUACAAAAUCGCCUCACUACAAAGUCAUGUGUGUUCAGAGCUCAGACUUCAGUUCUGAGCAUUACCAGAUCAAGAUCUACUCCUCCAAUACUGGUCCUUGGAGGGUUUCUGGUCAACCUUUCACUGCUCAUGUUAACAUUCAAUUCAAUGGCGGGGUUUAUUGGAACGACGCAAUUCAUUGGCUCAGCAUCCGGGGAGAUCCGUUGUGUUUUGAUGUUGAUAAAAAAUGUCUUCAAAUAAUGCCGAUGCCUCCACUUCCAUCAGGCUACGAUCGGAGGUGGUUUAACUAUUUUGGGGAGUCGGGUGACCAUUUGCAUCUGAUCGAGAGAGAUGAUUCCAACCAGAACAAUUGCAGAGCACUUGAAUUUCUACAACUUUGUUAUACUUUCGGUUGUCGGAGAGAAACAACAGAUGGGGGGGAGUCGUCGUUCAUGGUGUUGCACAUAAAUGGUAAGGUGAUGCGGUACAGUUUUGAGGAUAAGAGUUUGAAGAAGCUCUGUGAUUUUGCUGCUUCAGCUCCAGGUCGACCUGUGAGUUUCGGUGGAAGGCGCCUUUGUUUUCCAUUUAUUGAGGUAGACCAACCCAUAUGCGAUCGGGCAGUGCAGAUCAUUCUUGGGCUAUUAAAGAAGUUGAAUGAGAUGGAAGCACAAUUGAAGAGAAGGACUGGAAGAGAGGAAACUAUGGAUUUGCUUGGUUUUGUCAUGGUUGGUUGUAGGAAUAUGACAAAGGAAACACACAGAAGUUGGGACACAAUCUGUGACCAUAAUUGUCACUCCAAAUUCAAUGAACAAUGA